Molecule: messenger RNA, 3009 nt
Organism: Silurus meridionalis
Lineage: Eukaryota; Metazoa; Chordata; Actinopteri; Siluriformes; Siluridae
Gene: spry2
Product: sprouty RTK signaling antagonist 2
Exons: 2
Coding region: 196-1329 (377 amino acids)
Biological process (GO): negative regulation of fibroblast growth factor receptor signaling pathway; negative regulation of MAP kinase activity; animal organ development
Cellular component (GO): membrane; cytosol
Source: RefSeq, a predicted model, not a curated record
GCUGCUCUGUUUCUCCUCCGCAACGGACGCACACACGCACGCACGCGCUCCUGUCCGCGCGCGCGCGCUCGCGCAACUACGGUUCUGCUCGUGCACUCGGACUUGAGACCUGGUUUCUGACUUGUACUUUUUUUACACUCUGUAUUUUAUAGUAAAAAAAAAAGUGAUGAAAGCUGCAAGGACAUCCGAUGUUCAAUGCAUUUGACGGGUGCAUUGAACUCACAACAUCGGAUCGGACGCGCGCGCACACACACACACACACACACACACACACACACGAACACACAAACUUACGGACUUUCAGAUGUGUUCACGUCGCUCCAGAUAUCUUCACAACCCCCUUUUCGAGCAACGAUGGAGCCGAGAGCCCGGGACGGUGGCAGUGGCCUUUUCACCCUCCACCAGAUCCAAACUGUUCACUCUUGCAACGAGUACACUGAGAGUCCUACGAACUGGCCCCGCCCACAAGUCUCUGACUCUGCUCAGGUAGAAGGUCCAGAUGAUCACACUCAGGAUUCUUCGCAUUCGCCUCAAAGUGCGCGGAGGUCUACCGAGAUUGAAACAUCGUCGGAACAACGGACUGUGGAAGGCGAAACCGUAGUCAAAGAACAGCCGGAGAUAUUCGAACCGGAUGCACAAAUGGGAAUUUUUGUUAUAUGCACGCAGGAGCUAAGCCUUUCGGGAACUUCGGGACAAAAAGUGACAGCAGUGGAGGAACAACCAAGUAGCUUUGACUCGAAGCAGGACGUGUUGGAGGUGGCCAGCAGCUGCAUCUCAGAGCAGAGAAGUCUGGCAAGCGUAGAUAAGCCAGAUGUUGCGAUAAGGGAGCAACCCAAAAGCAGCGACUCGAAAGAGGAAGAGAUGAAGCUGCUGGGAAGCUCUUCCACAGAUCACAACUUGGAAUCGAAACAGGAAACGACGAAGCAACAAAACAAGAAGCACCCAAGCCCAUGUGAUCGCUGCAGGCGAUGCAAGUGCAGGGACUGCGCUGCUGCCACACCACUUCCGAGCUGCUGGCUGUGCGGCCGCCGCUGCCUGUGCUCGGCCGAGGCAGUAGUGGAGUACAGCACCUGUGUGUGCUGCCUCAAAGCCGUGCUCUACCACUGCUCCAGUGACGACGAGGACUCCAGCGCCGACGCCCCGUUUUCCUGCCGUGAGUCCCGGAGGUGUACGCGAUGGAGCACGGCCGCAGCCAUGGCUUUCUUCCUGCCCUGCCUGUUGUGUUAUGGACCAGCCCGAGGCUGCUUGGCACUGUGCCAACUCUGCCAUAACUGCACCCACCGGACUGGCUGUAGAUGCAAGGAUCUAAAAGUUGCUCAAGGCUUCUGAUUGGGUUUUACUUUGUUGUUUAGGCACUGAUGGAGAUGGUGUUGGUUUGUUAUGUAUUUGGUGUGUGUUCUCCUUUUUAAUAAUAGGUGGCAAGCCAUGUCUUGUUUUUAAUUUUGUAAUAAUAAUAUAUGUUACAUGUGUUAUGUAAUAUAAUAAUGUUAUACACCGACCAGGCCUAACAUAAUAAUAUCAUAACAUUAUGACCGGUAAAGUGAUUAGCAUUGAUUAUCUCUUCAUCAUGGCCCCUGUUAGUGGGAGGGAUUUAUUAGGCAGCAAAGGAACAUUUGGUCCUCAAUUUUAAUGUGCAGGAAAAAUGGGCGUGUAAAGAUUUAAGCAAGUUUAACGAGGGCCAAAAUGUGACGUCUAGACAACUGGGUCACUGGCGGCCGAGGCUCAUUGAUGCAAGUGGGGAGCGAAGGCUGGCGACUUCCUGUAACAGACGAGCUUCUGUAGCUCAAAUUGCUGAAGAAGUUAAUGCUGUUAAUGCUUGGUGGUUAAGGACUGUUUUGGCAGCUGAAGGGGGACCAACACAAUAUUAGGGAGGUGGUCAAAAUGAUUAGUGAUUUUUAAAUUCUUUUUUAAAAUCGUUUUUAAACCAUUCCUUGUAUUUUCGCCUCAAUUUGGCUCACGUUUUUAUUUCAAAUGUUUUGGAAAGUUCUGGUUGUGUGACAGUAGACAACACUGUAGACCAAAAGCACAACGGAGUGCAGAGUAUAUUUACUUUUACUUAUGUAUGGCAUUUUAUGGCCCUUAUUCAGAGCGAUAUACAUUUAUCUCUUCAUACUUCAUUCUUCAUCUAAGCAGCUAUAGGGUUAAGUGCCUUGUUUAGGGGCCCUGGGGUGGUCGCUUGGUGUGGCUGGGAUGAAUUUGCAAUCUUUACAAACUUUAGACCCAAAAUCCAAUGCCUUAAUCACUAAGGUAUCAACCUUCACCUAUAUUUUUCGUUUGCAGUGUAGACAGGCCGACCUGUUUAUAAUUCUGAUUUAUAUUUUUGUUGUCAUGGUUAUUUGUUUGUUGACAGAAUGUAGGUUUAACACUGUACAAAGUGAGAAGCGGCGAAACUCAGUGAUCCCCCCCCAGACUCAUGAAUUUAAGUAUUUUUAACUCAGGAAUUAGAUUGGCUUUGACUCAUGAUACUGAUUUGAUUUGUCUCACAAAUGAUUUUGAUUAAAAUUUUACCUAGAUUUUUUAUUUUGGUUAACUAAAGUCAAAAUGUUUAUUAAUGUUGAUAUAACUAGCAAUAACACUUUUCACAAUUUUUACACUUAAAGCUAUUUAUAAAUUACUCAUUGGAUAAGUGCCUCAGAGAUUUUUUUAUUUUUUACAUUUGAGCUGUGAAAAAAAGUGCCACGUUAUACCUGGACACGUCGAAAGAUCUUUAUACAUUAAACAUUUAUGGAGCGUUUAUUGUAUUUUAUGUAAAUUUGAGAUUUUUUCAAGGGUUGAUUUAUUCCUGGAGCAAUACUUGUAAUAUUGUACAGUGAAAAACAAAAUUGAUGCUCUAAUGUUUAAAAGAUAUUUAUUUUUAAGUUUUUAUUGUGCAAAACAAGUAUUUAUUUUUACAGAGGCACCUAUCAUGCUAACGUUGAGAAACGUGAAUGCUGUAUAUAAUGCAAAUAAGAGUGUGUGAAAGUUAUAUUCAUGAUGAAGCAGAAAAUAUAUUAAUGUUGUUGAAGUUGA